AUGGCAUCACCGGGCCAGUCACAAGUAGCGCCCUCAACUCAGCCUCUGACACCACCCGCCGAGCCCUCGACCAAUAACGCCACAUCAAGCACAACCUCCGCCCCUUCACAACAACCCGCAACCACAGGCACAAACACAAACGCACAGCCAUCCCGCACAGGCACAACACCGGCCUCUCAACCCGUCACAGUCCCCACAACCUCGCUCAAGGACUCGGGGAAAUCCCGACGCCCGCGCGAUGUCCGCUUAAUCCACAUGCUCCUCACGUCCCUUGGGGUAACUGCGUACCAAGACCGUGUCCCGCUGCAACUCCUCGAUUUCGCAUACCGAUACACCUCGGGAGUAUUACAAGAUGCUGUGCACCUCACGACGGAAGGGUAUGCAGGGGCGGGGCCUGAGGCGGCGAAUGCGGCGGGGAAUCGCGCGCCGCUCGAGGUGAAUAGCGUGACGUUGCCGGCGUUGAGGCUGAGUAUUGCCUCGCGACUGCAUUACCAGUUUCAGACGGGGCUGCCGAAGGAGUUUCUGAUGGAUGUCGCCGCGGAAAGGAAUCGGGUCGCAUUGCCCGGGGCUACGAGAGGGUUUGAGGCGGCUCCUGGGACAGGGAAACCUGCUGCGUCGAGUAGUGUGCUUAUGGCGGGGAUGAGGUUGCCGCCGGAGAGGUUUUGCUUGACGGGGACUGGCUGGAAGAUGAGUGAUGAGUGGGAGAGUGAGGGAGAGGAGGAGGUUGUGCUUGAAGAGGAGCGCGAUGAGGGUGUGAUGGCGGCAAAGGAAGAGAGGGAAGGGGAGGGAGAAGAAGACGAGGACGAGGAUGGGAAGAUGGAGGAUAUAUUCGGAGAAGAUGCUGCGAUGGGCGAUGGGGAGGAUGAUGAUGGGGACAAGGACAUGACGGAUGUCUGA
Molecule: messenger RNA, 897 nt
Organism: Aspergillus calidoustus
Lineage: Eukaryota; Fungi; Ascomycota; Eurotiomycetes; Eurotiales; Aspergillaceae
Source: the annotation of a GenBank genome assembly